This is a messenger RNA of Letharia lupina, 474 nucleotides long. RefSeq lists its product as uncharacterized. The coding region runs from base 1 to 474 and encodes 157 amino acids. The record is from RefSeq and is a predicted model, not a curated record. Lineage: Eukaryota; Fungi; Ascomycota; Lecanoromycetes; Lecanorales; Parmeliaceae. The transcript is spliced from 4 exons.
AUGGAAUUUGUUGAAGAAGCAGCUUAUCGAGAUGCCGGCGCCUCAGGCGCGCUGCCUGGCGUCAUCCUUCUGGCAGCCGAUAAGGAAGGCACUUUCGAAUAUGGAAAGGCAAUGGGACGUCGAUCCACGAAGCCUGAGGAUGCGGCUAAAGCAACAGAGCCGGACAUGGUCUUGGCCAUGGCCGCUUGCACCAAGCUCAUGACCGCCAUUGCCGUAUUGCAGUGUGUGGAACGCGGUCUUUUCGACCUUGACGAGGACAUCGCGCAAUCCUUCCGGACAGAAGAAAAUUUUAUUACUCCAAGUACUCUGGAUGCGACUGGAAAUGCAGUGACUCUCGAAGGUUGGGACCUAGUCAACGGAUCCACAGACUGUCUUGGUGGCGGAGGAGUGUUCGGAUCGGCACAGGACUUCUUGGCUUUAAUGAAGGCUGUGUUGGUGGAAGGUCCAAAGCUGUUGAAGGAGAAGUCAUACUAG